AUGAAUGAGUUUUUGACCAAGAACAACUGGCCCCGGUAUACGGCUGGGAACUGGCUGGAAGAGCUGUCAGGGACCAGUGGCGAGCAAGCGAUGGAAUCUCCAUCUACGGACGACCAUGGAUCUGAAAAACAAUUAAAAACUGAGAUUGAAAUGACUACUGGCAUGGAUAUAGAUUUACCUGAGCCAGAAACCUAUCAGAUCUCAUACGUUGAGUCGUUCAGCCAGACAAGAAGUGAACCUCAGGAUCCGACGCAGGCAGCCCGGAAACGUCGUUUAGGCGAUGACUAUGAUACUGAUGAAAGUUCCAGACAAGGGUAUAAGCGGGUGAGAGUCUCACAGGAGUCACAUAAGCGAGGGAUAAAGAGUGGAUUCUCAGCUGUCAGUUAG
Molecule: messenger RNA, 387 nt
Organism: Fusarium oxysporum Fo47
Lineage: Eukaryota; Fungi; Ascomycota; Sordariomycetes; Hypocreales; Nectriaceae
Exons: 1
Coding region: 1-387 (128 amino acids)
Source: RefSeq, a predicted model, not a curated record